Molecule: messenger RNA, 892 nt
Organism: Phodopus roborovskii (desert hamster)
Lineage: Eukaryota; Metazoa; Chordata; Mammalia; Rodentia; Cricetidae
Gene: Nkain3
Product: sodium/potassium transporting ATPase interacting 3
Exons: 7
Coding region: 22-678 (218 amino acids)
Biological process (GO): regulation of sodium ion transport
Source: RefSeq, a predicted model, not a curated record
UGCUGGGACGCCGGUCACACCAUGGGCUGCUGCACCGGGCGCUGCUCGCUCAUCUGUCUCUGCGCGCUACAGCUGCUUUCAGCCCUGGAGAGGCAGAUCUUCGACUUCCUUGGCUUCCAGUGGGCACCCAUUCUUGGAAACUUCCUGCAUAUAAUAGUUGUCAUAUUGGGUUUAUUUGGAACCAUUCAAUACAGACCACGUUACAUCAUGGUGUAUACAGUGUGGACUGCCCUCUGGAUCACAUGGAAUGUGUUCAUCAUCUGCUUUUAUUUGGAAGUAGGUGGCCUCUCUAAGGACACAGAUCUGAUGACAUUCAACAUCUCUGUACAUCGGUCAUGGUGGAGGGAACAUGGACCUGGUUGUGUCCGGAGAGUGCUUCCCCCAUCAGCCCAUGGCAUGAUGGAUGACUACACAUAUGUCUCAGUCACGGGCUGUGUUGUCGAUUUCCAGUACCUAGAGGUCAUCCACAGUGCUGUACAAAUACUGCUAUCUCUGGUUGGGUUUGUGUAUGCCUGUUAUGUGAUCAACAUUUCUAUGGAAGAAGAAGACACCUUUGAUUUCAUAGGUGGACUAGAGGCGCAUUCCCACUACCAGGAUCAUGUUGAGUUAAAGCCUGUUAAACCUGUCGAAAUAAGUAAUGGCAUUGACUCUGAAACGCAGCUCCUGGACUUGCGUUAGGGAACAAAGAAGCACUGGCCUCUGGCACUGGGGAUCCCACAGCGCCACCUUCCUCCCACACAGCAGGACUGCAACCCCUGCGGGCCAGCGAACACCGAGCUGCGAGGUCUUUGGUCUCAGCCUGUGUAACAUUAGCAUUGUUUGCUAGAUGCGUUCUGGGUGUUUGGGUGGGUAUUUUUUUAGUCAUCUUCUUAUAUGAGCACUUGUAAAUUAC